UUUUAGGAAACUUGUGCAAAAUGGCAGCCACACGGCGAUUGCAAAAGGAGCUCGCAGAUAUCCGUGCGUCGGGGAUGAAAUCAUUCCGUGACAUACUAGUCGAUGAAUCCAAUUUGCUGCUGUGGUCAGGUUUAAUAGUACCGGACAACGUCCCUUACAACAAGGGCGCGUUCAGAAUAGAGAUCACCUUCCCGGCCGAAUAUCCUUUCAAGCCUCCAAAGAUUUCCUUCAAAACCAAAAUUUAUCACCCGAACAUUGAUGAAAAGGGGCAGGUAUGCCUGCCAAUCAUCAGCGCCGAGAAUUGGAAGCCGGCAACGAAGACCGAUCAGGUCAUCCAAUCACUUAUAGAGCUUGUCAAUGAGCCCGAACCAGAGCACCCGUUGCGGGCAGACUUGGCGGAAGAAUUUUUAAAAGAUCGAAAAAAAUUCACCAAGAACGCGGAAGAACACACCAGACGGCACAGUGAAAAAAGGCCAGAAUAGAAACUGCGCUUCAAACGCUAACCUACAUGUUUCAUUUGCGGGCCACGCUCGGGUACCAGUCGUGGCUAGGAAAUUGAUCCAUAAACUCGAGGAUAAGACGAUGAUGAUGGCGAUGGAGAAAAUGUUUAACAUGUUACUGUAGAUGGAAUCGUGAGAGCAGAAUUCACGGAAGAACAACAGUGGUACAGUUUGAGGGGCUCAGUCAGUGGACGCCUCCGAUAGGUUGUGGAUUUCAUUCUUGUCUCGUGCAUAAACUUUAUUUUGGAGAAGUGUGGUAGUACAAACCUUGUUUAGUUCUAUUUGUGCUUCUGCUCAGCGUGUUGUUGCAUCCCGUGCCGCGUACUCAAUUUCUCCUAGUAUUGUUUGACUGUGUGUGUGUGUAGGUUCGCUUUCACCGUUUUCCGACUCCGUCUUCAGUUUUGCUUUGGGCCAUUAUGCGAAUGGAAAAUCAAUGCUACAAGGCAUGAAAUGAAAACCAAACGGAUGUAUUGCUUGGAAAUGGGCCAGUUCAGCCAGGCAGGAAGUCACUAAUGAAUUAGUAGAGAUCAGAAAGUGAAAGACAAGCAAAUGUCAAAGAUAAUAAAAAUCAUAUAGAUGAAUAUUUAUUUAA
Anopheles cruzii is the source of this 1092-nucleotide messenger RNA. It is a transcript of the gene Ubc10, whose product is annotated as ubiquitin-conjugating enzyme E2-18 kDa. The record is from RefSeq and is a predicted model, not a curated record. NCBI's taxonomy places the organism in Eukaryota, Metazoa, Arthropoda, Insecta, Diptera, Culicidae. The coding region runs from base 21 to 482 and encodes 153 amino acids. The transcript is spliced from 4 exons.